CACGAAGGGACUAUCUUUUGUCAUUUUUUCUCUUUCUAUUGAAACAUAUUGGGAGCGGGACAGAAUAAUAAUACUAAGCAAUAUAGAAGUAGAAGAAAGCAAAGAAAAGCGUGGUGGAUCUGUUGAAUGAUCGAUGGCGCUUUCGAGACUUCGUUAUCCCUUACAAUCUCUUCUCCAAGCUCGCCGUCAUCUCGCCUCCACUUUCCGAUCGCCUGUUUCUGGGGCGCUGAAUCAAAUUCCUGAUGUGGAUGCUACUUCAUUAAGUUCGGUCAGGCCUUUACAUUUCCGCCUGCUCAGUGAAGUCCAUGGCAUCCCAUCUAAGCUGCAAAGUGGUGUUCGGUACUUCUCGUCAGCUGAGGCUCCUGUGCAUACAGAGGUGGCAAUGCCAGCUUUGUCUCCUACAAUGACUCAAGGUAAUAUAGCAAAGUGGAUAAAGAAAGAGGGGGACAAGAUUGAAGUUGGGGACAUACUAUGUGAGAUAGAGACUGAUAAAGCUACACUCGAGUUUGAAAGUCUUGAAGAAGGUUACCUUGCAAAGAUAUUGGUCCCUGAAGGAACAAAAGAUGUACCAGUGGGACAGGCUAUAGCAAUUACGGUGGAAGAAGCAGAUGACAUACAAAAAGUCCCUGCUACUGCUGGUGGUGCAUCAGGGGUUAAAAAUCAGGCAUCUUCUCAGACAGAUGCAGCACCAGAAGCCAGUCCUGCGAAUAUUAGCUCAUCUGAACUUCCUCCUCAUUUGGUCCUUGAUAUGCCAGCUUUGUCCCCAACCAUGAACCAAGGUAACAUCGCUAAAUGGAGGAAAAAGGAAGGUGACAAGAUAGAGGUUGGUGACAUUCUCUGUGAGAUAGAAACUGACAAAGCAACUCUUGAGUUUGAAAGUCUCGAAGAAGGAUUCUUGGCCAAAAUAGUGGCACCUGAAGGUUCAAAAGAUGUGGCUGUUGGGCAGCCUAUUGCAAUCACAGUCGAGGAUGAAAAUGAUAUUGAAGCUGUGAGGACAUCGAGCAGCGGCAGCAAUGUGGUUAAGGAAGAAAAGUCGGUCCGUCAUGAUGCCCCGGCUGAACUUAGAACUCAGGCGACAGGUUUCAAUAGAAUCAGUCCAGCUGCUAAGAUGUUAAUUAUGGAACAUCGUUUAGAUGCAUCAUCAAUUCCAGCAUCUGGUCCUCGUGGUACCCUGUUAAAGGGAGAUGUUCUUGCUGCAUUGAAGUCAGGAAAGGGAUCAACCAACAUUUCACCAAUGAAGAAGGCAACUCCAUCUCCUCCUCAGGUCGACCAACAAGCUACUCCAACAAAGCCACUUGGGUUAAAAUCUGAUGGUCAGCAAAAGGAUGCUUAUGAAGAUUUACCUAAUAGUCAAAUUCGCAAGGUGAUAGCAGCAAGGUUAUUGGAAUCUAAGCAAUCUACUCCUCACUUGUAUUUGUCCACAGAUGUUAUAUUGGACCCCCUUCUCUCCUUCAGAAAGGAGCUUAAAGAAAAGUAUGAUGUUAAAGUCUCGGUGAAUGACAUUGUCAUCAAAGUGGUUGCAGCAGCAUUAAGAAAUGUACCAGAAGCAAAUGCUUACUGGGAUGAUGGAAAAGGUGAGGUGGUGCUUUGUGAUUCUGUUGAUAUAUCCGUUGCCGUUGCCACUGAAAAGGGCUUGAUGACCCCAAUUAUCAGGAAUGCUGAUCAGAAAUCCAUAUCCUCAAUUUCAGCAGAGAUCAAGGAGCUUGCUGGAAAGGCACGAGCUGGAAAGCUUAAACCUAAUGAAUUCCAAGGUGGCACUUUCAGCAUUUCAAACUUGGGCAUGUUUCCAGUGGAUCGGUUUUGUGCAAUUAUCAACCCCCCUCAGGCUGGUAUAAUUGCUGUUGGUAGGGGCAAUCAAGUUGUUGAACCGGUGGUUGGAGCUGAUGGAAUUGAGAAGCCAUCUGUAGUUAACAAAAUGAAUUUGACUUUAUCUGCUGAUCAUCGUGUCUUCGAUGGAAAGGUUGGAGGUGCUUUCGUUUCAGCAUUGUCGUCUAACUUCAGUGACAUCAAGAGGCUUCUACUGUAAUACAGAUAAAGUUUACUUUCAAGUCUGGGAACAAAAUAUCCUACAGGACAACCUGUGCAGGCGGCGUAGUUCUUUCAGAUAUAGUUUGCCUUCAGAUCUCAAACUUGUAUCUAAUGGGUGCCAUUUAUGUUCUUGAGAAUGAGAAUGAUUGAGGUCCAUAAAGUUGGACUAGUUCCAAUUACAGUGAUACUACCAUUUCUUCUGAGAUACUCUCAGUUAUGACACAUCGCACUCUCAUAUGCUUUUCCUGUAAAGUUGUACAAGGGUGCCUCAAUAUUCUUUACCAAAUAAAGAGCUCCUGAUUUUUGCCCUUUCUUUGUUGGACCUGCCUGAAUAUGGGAUACUUCGUGCAGCUAUCGUUUUAUAGCGUUUUCAAAUUUUCCCUUUUCUUCUUUCA
Lycium barbarum (goji berry) is the source of this 2423-nucleotide messenger RNA. RefSeq names its product dihydrolipoyllysine-residue acetyltransferase component 1 of pyruvate dehydrogenase complex, mitochondrial. The transcript has 23 exons. NCBI's taxonomy places the organism in Eukaryota, Viridiplantae, Streptophyta, Magnoliopsida, Solanales, Solanaceae. Bases 134 to 2026 code for a protein of 630 amino acids. Gene Ontology annotation, cellular component: mitochondrion; pyruvate dehydrogenase complex. Gene Ontology annotation, molecular function: acyltransferase activity. Gene Ontology annotation, biological process: pyruvate decarboxylation to acetyl-CoA. The record is from RefSeq and is a predicted model, not a curated record.